Prorocentrum cordatum is the source of this 613-nucleotide messenger RNA. The record is from the annotation of a GenBank genome assembly. NCBI's taxonomy places the organism in Eukaryota, Dinophyceae, Prorocentrales, Prorocentraceae.
AGGUGGGUCGCCGCGGCGCCAGGGAGGCCGGCGCCCAGCGCACCUUCGUCGUCAUGCGGCAUCUGCGUUACGGCAUGCGCCACCCCGAGGACGCUUGGCAGUACUUCGAUCUCAAGGGCGUGGGCGGCGACCGGAAGGCGGCGCUGAGCGCCUCGCCCGCGAGCGGCGGCCGGCGCGUGCGCGUGGCGUCGGAGCCGCAGGGCGAGGAGGCCGCCUCGCAGAGGGUCUACUGGGACAGCGAGUUCCUGCAGCUCCUCGGCGGGCGCAAGAUUCCGCUGACGCCCGCAACCACAAGGCGCUGAUGGGUGCCCUCGAGGAGGACACGAAGGUGCUGGAGGAGAUGGGGGUGGUGGACUACUCCAUGCUGCUGGCGCGGCGGCCCCCGCCUGAGGGCAGCCGGCGCGGCAAGCUGCGCCUGUGCCUGAUCGACUACCUGCAGCCGUACUCGCUCAACAAAAAGCUGGAGUCGGUGUGCAAGAAAGUCGUGCUUGGGCGCUCCAACCCCACCAUAGUGUGCCCGACGGAUUACCGGCGGCGCUUCCUGAACUUCCUUCUGCAGGCGUUCGAGGUGGAGGCCGCCGGAAGCCAUCCUUGUUCUCCCCCUUGGGGGCGG